This is a messenger RNA of Xiphophorus couchianus (Monterrey platyfish), 2553 nucleotides long. RefSeq names its product zinc finger CCHC domain-containing protein 12-like. The record is from RefSeq and is a predicted model, not a curated record. The transcript has a single exon. Lineage: Eukaryota; Metazoa; Chordata; Actinopteri; Cyprinodontiformes; Poeciliidae. Bases 158 to 1780 code for a protein of 540 amino acids. Gene Ontology annotation, molecular function: zinc ion binding; nucleic acid binding.
CUGAUUAGGCCCAACUUCCUAUAUAUAUAGUAUAAAUUAAUUAACCUGUUGUUGUGAGUUGCAGGUUACAAAAAAUUUGGCGAGUACAGCCAGGAGCCUAGUUGUGUGACAACAGUGGAACAACAAUUUGAAUUUUAUCUGUUAACACAUUGGUACUAUGGAUUUCAUUGCAAAAUUAGGAAUUAAGAUACCAAAUGCAGUCAUUGUCAGCGGUUUAACUGGAUCUGAAAAGGAUGAUGAUGUUUUUGACUACUUGCGACAAUGUGGUACAAUAAGUAGGACACUAACAGUCGAUGAUAGCUCAUCUGAGUUUUACCAGAACUGUGUCGUGGAGUUUAGCUCUGAUUUAGCUGUUCAGGAGCUAACACCUGCAUUGCCUUACCUGUAUCCAUCAGCUGAAAAUCCAGAUGUUAAAUACUGUGUCCGCGCCCUAACAGAUGUUUACACAAAAACCGUAGGGGGCAGUGUAACUGAUACCUACCUCACUGAACUAAAGACCUUAGCUAAGUUAAGUGGGAAGGAUUUUGAAGAAGUCUUAAGGGAGGUGAUGUCAAAGUUUGAAGAGUCCAUGGGAUCUGUUGAGGCAGCUGCAAGCCCAUGUCCAAAUAAUGACACAGAGCCUACACAAAGUGUUGGUUUCCCUCCACACCACAUUGAUAACCCCCACUCUCCUAAGCUUGUUCAGAGCCCUAACCCAAGUUCCUUGAAACUUAAUCAGAAACCUCAUAUAUUAAGUCAAACCGAUCUAGUCUCACCUGAAGUACAGAGGAUUGUGGUUGAACAUGUUGUCAAAACUACAGAGAAGACAUCUAAUGGUCACUCCACCCUUAGGUUGAGAGCUUUUUCUGGAAGAAACCCUAGACCAUAUCCCGAAGUUGACUAUGAAACAUGGCGUUCCCAUGUUGACUUAAUGAUGGGAGACACAUCUCUUUCUAACUUGGAAAAAACCCGAAAAAUUCUUGAAAGCCUUCUCACUCCAGCUUCAGAUGUCAUUCGGCCUCUUGGGCCUGAUGCAUCCGUUGAUGACUAUCUUAGGCUGCUUGAGUCGGCAUUUGGCACUGUUGAAGAUGGUGAGGAACUGCUUGUGCGAUUCAUGAACACUUUGCAGGAUCCUGGGGAGAAACCAUCUGCGUACUUGCAACGCCUACAGGUGGCACUGAGUCUUGCAGUGCGCCGGGGUGGUGUAGACCCCCGAGAAAGAGACAGACAGCUUCUUAAGCAAUUUCAAAGAGGCUGUUGGGAUGAUAACCUGCUGACAGAACUGCAGUUGGAGUUAAAGAAAAAUAAUCUGCCCACGUUUGCAGAACUAUUACUCCUACUCCGUAUUGCAGAAAACAGACAAGAAGUUAAAAGCACAAGAAUGAGAAAACACUUUAGUGCAACCAAACAAAAAGCAGCGUCACAUGAACAAACUGUCACUGAAACAAAAAUGGACUUUUCCGAAACAACUUCAAACACUUUAAGUGAUCUGAAAAAACAGGUUGCUGAUUUAAAAAGCCAAUUAGCAGCAGUUAUGAAACAAAAGAAACAAACAGUACCUAAGAAGAACCAAACAACAAAACCUGACCAUGCAAACCCUGAACCCAACUUACCUUCACACAGCCGCCCUAGUUCACGGCCCAAGCCUUGGUACUGCUUUCGCUGUGGGGAGGACGGACAUAUUGUUGCCAACUGUGAAUCUGAGCCAAACCCUGCACUUGUAGAGGCAAAACGUAAAGAACUAAAAGCAAAAAGGCAAAUAUGGGAUAGACAACACAAUGGCUCUGCUUCUUUAAACUGAAGUUUGCCUCUGUUGAGGGACAAACAGAGGCUACCACAGAGUCAAACCGUCCCCUUGAACCCAAGCAAAAUGUGCCGACUAAAAAACGUGCCAUUUUAAAGUCGCAUACUAAAACCGGCAGAUUCAAACUGCCUCAAGGUUUAAUCGGUACUAAAAGUACAGCCCAAGUAAAGAUUGACAGCAAUACUGUAAACUGCUUACUCGAUUCUGGCUCCCAGGUGACCACGGUCCCACAAUCAUAUUAUGAACAACAUCUGUCUAGUCAUCAGAUUAAGCCACUUUUUGACCUACUCGAAGUAGAAGGUGCAAACGGCCAAUCAGUGCCUUACUUAGGGUACAUUGAAAUGAACGUCACUUUUCCAAAAGAGUUUCUCGGCAUUGAAGCCGAUGUGUCAACACUUGCCUUAGUCGUGCCAAACAUUCGAGCUGCUUCCCAGUCUUUGGUGUUAAUUGGAACUAACACCUUAGAUGUGCUUUAUGAAUUGUAUAACGAAGCAUGUCCCGGACUGCAGCCUCUCAUUUCAGAUGGUUAUAAGGCAGUGUUAAAAGUGCUAGAGUUAAGACACAAACAGACCAAAGGCAGUAGCCUUGGUCUAGCAACCAUGUAUAACAAAGGCCCUCAGCUAGUCCCAGCAGGCCAGACAGUUGUCCUGGAAAGCUUGGUAGCAGUGUCAACUAAUACCACAGAGAGAUCCGUGCUGCUAGAGCACCCAUCCUUUUCAACCUUACCUGGGGGUGUCCUAGUAAAGCCAAGUCUCAUCAGCUUACCUGAG